UGAAAUUUGUAGGACUCUUCCAAGUUGUUAUCACAAGUCCAGAAUUUCAAAAGGAGUGUUAUGAGUACACUGAACAAUUGAUUUUUUCGUUUUUUUAAUGAAUAUUAAAAGACCCCAUCAAAUCAUAUAUAGUAAGUACUAUAUAGUUAUAUAAUUGGCAGCACAGAUAUAUAUAUAUAGAGAGAGAGUGUGUAGAUGAAGGAGAAGAGAGAUAUUCACAUGGGAUGUUCUAUUUGAUUCUGUGUUGAGCAGAACAGUAGUUUUACAAAGAACAUUCCUUUUUUAUUGUUAUUUUUUGGGCCAGCCAUGGAUGUUCCAUUGCCACUACAAAGACCCUUGAGUUGCACAAGUGUUUCCAAUGGAAGAACUCACCUCAAGAUCAAACGUUUUCUUGGUUUUGUCCCUCAUGGAACCACAAGUCUAUCAUUACAAUCUUCUUCUUGGAGGAAUGAUGGAAUGGUUGCUGGGGUUUCAUUUCCAUUUUGUGCAAGUGCGGGUUUCUCCAGAAGAAGACGGAGAAAAAUUUCAAGUCCUAGGAGUCAAGGUUCUUCACCAAAGGGAUUUGUGCCAAGGAAGCCUUCGGGGAUGAGCACACAAAGAAAGGAUCAGAAGAGCAAUGGUGAUAAAGAAAGUCAAAGUACUUCAUCAUCUAAAGAAUCUGAAAUUUCCAACCGGAAGACGAUUGAAGCAGAAGUUGAAACUAGUGAUGAUGACACUAAAGGAGUGGGAAUGGACCUCAAGUUUCUGGAGGAUGACAAUGAAAUCAGUGGUUCCACUAAAUCAAUAAGUCAGUUACCUGUAACUCAAUUUGUUGAAAGUGAAGAAACUGGUGAUGAUGACAAGGAUACUGUUAAGUUAAUUAAACCAAUAAGAAUGGAAGAGAGUGAUUUUCUAAUUGAUUCCGUAAUAAGAGAGCAAAGUGGAGGUGACUACUCCGAAAAUUCUCAGGGGGAAACUAAUGCCAGUAGCAAGGGCAGCCGCGCUGUGGGUACUAAACUUUCUGAGAUAUUGCAGGUGGACCCCGAUGAGUUGAAUGAGCCUCAAAAGUUGAAAGAAAAUAAUGCUGUGUAUGUUGAGUACAAAGGACCUCGAGCAAGCGAGCUAUUGGAAAUGACUAAGCCUAAUGAUGUGGAACGUAUUGGUGACUUAGACAGUAGUAGUUUCUUAAAAUCAGAUUCAGUUGAAGAGGGUGAUCCAUUAACUGCAGGAACAUUAGAGACUGAAGAUACUUCGGUAAACUUAAGAUUGGAGAUGGAAGGACCUGGAGCAAGCGAGCUAUUAGAAAUGGCUAAGCCUAAUGAUGUGGAACAUAUUGGUGACUUAGACAGUAGUAGUUUCUUAAAAUCAGAUUCAGUUGAAGAGGGUGAUCCAUUAACUGCAGGAACAUUAGAGACUGAAGAUACUUCGGUAAACUUAAGAUUGGAGAUGGAAGGACCUGGAGCAAGCGAGCUAUUGGAAAUGGCUAAGCCUAAUGAUGUGGAACAUAUUGGUGACUUAGACAGUAGUAGUUUCUUAAAAUCAGAUUCAGUUGAAGAGGGUGAUCCAUUAACUGCAGGAACAUUAGAGACUGAAGAUACUUCGGUAAACUUAAGAUUGGAGAUGGAAGGACCUGGAGCAAGCGAGCUAUUGGAAAUGGCUAAGCCUAAUGAUGUGGAACAUAUUGGUGACUUAGACAGUAGUAGUUUCUUAAAAUCAGAUUCAGUUGAAGAGGGUGAUCCAUUAACUGCAGGAACAUUAGAGACUGAAGAUACUUCGCUAAACUUAAGAUUGGAGAUGGAAGCAAAUCUACGUAGGCAGGCUACAGAAAGGCUUGCCGAGGAAAAAUUAUUGCAAGGAAUCAGAUUAUUUUGUUUUCCAGAGGUUGUAAAACCUGAUGAAGACGUCGAAAUAUUCCUCAACAGAAGUCUUUCUGCUUUGAAUAAUGAGCCUGAUGUCUUGAUUAUGGGAGCUUUUAAUGACUGGCGCUGGAGAUCUUUUACUACUAGGCUAACUGAGACUCAUCUCAAUAGAGAUUGGUGGUCUUGCAAGAUCCAUGUUCCCAAGGAAGCAUACAAGAUUGAUUUUGUGUUUUUUAAUGGACAAGAUGUCUAUGACAACAAUGAUGGAAAUGACUUCAGUAUAACUGUGGAAGGUGGAAUGCAAAUUAUCGAUUUCGAAAAUUUCUUGCUCGAGGAGAAAUGGAGAGAACAGGAGAAACUUGCUAAAGAACAAGCUGAGAGAGAAAGACUAGCAGAAGAACAAAGACGGAUAGAAGCAGAGAAAGCUGCAAUUGAAGCUGACAGAGCACAGGCAAAGGAAGAGGCUGCAAAGAAAAGGGAAGUAUUGCAAGCACUGAUGGCAAAAGCCUCGAAGAUUCGUGAUGUCACCUGGUAUAUAGAGCCAAGUGAAUUUAAAUGCGAGGACAAGGUCAGGAUAUGCUAUAACAAAAGUUCAGGUCCUCUCUCCCAUGCUAAGGACUUGUGGAUCCAUGGAGGACAUAACAAUUGGAAGGGUGGCUUGUCUAUUGUUGAAAAGCUUGUUAAAUCUGAGAGAAUAGAUGGUGAUUGGUGGUAUGCAGAGGUUUUCAUCCCUGAUCGGGCACUUGUCUUGGAUUGGGUUUUUGCUGAUGGUCCACCCAAGGAUGCCAUUGCUUAUGAUAACAAUCAUCGCCAAGACUUCCAUGCCAUUGUCCCCAAACACACGCCGGAGGAAUUAUAUUGGGUUGAGGAAGAACAUCAGAUUUUUAAGACACUUCAGGAGGAGAGACGGCUUAGAGAAGUAGCUAUGCGUGCUAAGGCCGAAAAAACAGCACUCCUGAAAGCUGAAACAAAGGAAAGAACUAUGAAAUCAUUUUUAUUGUCUCAGAAGCACAUAGUGUAUACUGAGCCUCUUGAUAUCCAAGCUGGAAGCAGCGUUACAGUUUACUAUAAUCCAGCCAAUACAGUACUUAAUGGUAAACUUGAAAUUUGGUUCAGAUGUUCAUUUAAUCGUUGGACUCACCGCCUGGGUCCCUUGCCACCUCAGAAAAUGUUGCCUGCUGAAAAUGGCACCCAUGUCAAAGCAACUGUGAAGGUUCCAUUGGAUGCAUAUAUGAUGGAUUUUGUAUUUUCCGAGAGAGAAGAUGGUGGAAUUUUUGACAAUAAGAGCGGAAUGGAUUAUCACAUACCCGUGUUUGGAGGAGUCACGAAAGAACCUCCGAUGCAUAUUGUCCAUAUUGCUGUGGAAAUGGCACCUAUUGCAAAGGUGGGAGGCCUUGGUGAUGUUGUUACUAGUCUUUCCCGUGCUGUUCAAGAUUUAAACCAUAAUGUGGAUAUCGUCUUACCUAAGUAUGACUGUCUGAAGAUGAAUCAUGUGAAGGACUUUCAGUUUCAUAAAAGCUUCUUUUGGGGUGGGACUGAAAUAAAAGUAUGGUUUGGAAAGGUGGAAGGUCUCUCGGUCUACUUUUUGGAGCCUCAAAACGGGUUUUUUGGGAAGGGGCGUGUAUACGGUUGUAACAAUGAUGGUGAACGAUUUGGUUUCUUCUGUCACACAGCUUUGGAGUUUCUUCUGCAAGGUGGAUUUCAUCCGGAUAUCAUUCAUUGCCAUGAUUGGUCUAGUGCUCCAGUUGCUUGGCUCUUUAAGGAACAAUAUACACAAUAUGGUCUAAGCAAGUCUCGUAUUGUCUUCACGAUACAUAAUCUUGAAUUUGGGGCAAAUCUCAUAGGGAAAGCAAUGACUUUUGCAGACAAAGCUACAACAGUUUCACCAACUUACUCACAGGAGGUGUCUGGAAACCCUGUAAUUGCACCUCACCUUUACAAGUUCCACGGUAUAGUGAACGGGAUUGACCCAGAUAUUUGGGACCCGUUAAACGAUAAGUUCCUUCCGAUCUCGUACACCUCGGAAAAUGUUGUUGAAGGCAAAGCAGCAGCCAAGAAAGCUUUGCAGCAAAAACUUGGGCUGAAACAGGCUGACCUUCCUUUGGUGGGAAUUAUUACCCGCUUAACUCACCAGAAAGGAAUUCACCUCAUUAAACAUGCUAUUUGGCGCACGUUAGAACGGAAUGGACAGGUGGUCUUGCUUGGUUCUGCUCCUGAUCCUAGGAUACAGAACGAUUUUGUUAAUUUGGCAAAUGAAUUGCACUCCAAAUAUAAUGACCGUGCACGGCUCUGUCUAACAUAUGAUGAGCCACUUUCUCACCUGAUAUAUUCUGGUGCUGAUUUCAUUCUAGUUCCUUCAAUAUUUGAGCCAUGCGGACUAACACAACUUACGGCAAUGAGAUAUGGUUCAAUUCCAGUAGUGCGUAAAACUGGAGGACUUUAUGAUACUGUAUUUGAUGUUGACCAUGACAAAGAGAGAGCGCAACAGUGUGGUCUUGAACCAAACGGAUUCAGCUUUGAUGGAGCUGAUGCUGCCGGAGUUGAUUACGCUCUGAAUAGAGCUCUCUCUGCUUGGUACGAUGGUCGGGAUUGGUUCAACUCUUUAUGCAAACAGGUCAUGGAACAAGAUUGGUCUUGGAACCGACCUGCUCUUGACUACUUGGAGCUUUACCAUGCUGCUAGAAAGUUACAAUAAUUAGUUUGAGAGAUACUAGCAGAAAGAUUCACAAGAUCUUCAAUCUGUACAGGUUCAGUGUUAGUGUUUUGACGACAUUUCUUUUCCUAUAGUAAAGUAUACUUGCAAGUCUACCCCGCGAUCAAUAGCAGAGAGUGCUCAGUUAAGUUAAUUUUUUGUGCAGCAUAUGAAAUAGUUUAGCCUCAAAUAAUGUAGUCUAUUGAUGUUUAUUCAUUUUGAGAAGUGAGAGAUCAAAGGAUGCAAAAUACUUCCAA
Messenger RNA from Lycium barbarum (goji berry), 4787 nucleotides. Its product is annotated as soluble starch synthase 3, chloroplastic/amyloplastic. The record is from RefSeq and is a predicted model, not a curated record. Lineage: Eukaryota; Viridiplantae; Streptophyta; Magnoliopsida; Solanales; Solanaceae. The coding region runs from base 307 to 4533 and encodes 1408 amino acids. Gene Ontology annotation, molecular function: alpha-1,4-glucan glucosyltransferase (UDP-glucose donor) activity; starch binding. The transcript has 16 exons.